GUCAGCUGAGAGGAGGGUCAGUGUGUGUGUGUGUGGGUGUGUGUGUGGGUGUGUGUGUGAGGCUUGCGGUGUUUCACUUGGUCACAAUCGAUCAGACAGUGAGUGGGUGUGUGUGUGUGUGCGGAGGAUGUGAGAUCAACAUGGUCAGGAGGCUCUGUGAAGACUAGAGAUCAUCUGAAAGUGAGCACCAUGGCCUGUCUCCAGCUGCUCCUCCCGCUGAUGGUCAGCUGCGUGGCGGCGUCCGAACGGCCUCCUCGCCAACUCCCAGCAUGCCAAGUUGUCCAGAUGGAUGUGUUCUGCAGCGAUCUGAGCCUCAGAAGUGCACCGGUCGACCUUCCUCAUGGCGUUCGAAUGCUGGAUCUUUCCCUGAACCAGGUGCAGAAUCUCUCGCAGGGAACACUGGCGUAUCAAAACGGUUUCCACCACCUGAACCUCCGCGCCAACAAGAUCCACUUCAUCCAGCCGGGGCUCUUCAAAGACAUGACGGAUCUGAGAGUCUUGGAUCUGUCCAGGAAUCAUUUGAAUGUGUUCGCUCAUGCCAAAAUCAACAUUGGGCCUCUCACAGCUGUGGAGUCGCUCGAUCUGUCGAACAACGGGCUGUACACGGGGAUGUCGGACUACCUUUUAGCCGAUUCUCCGUCACUAAUGGAUCUUUCUCUGAAUGGCAACAGCAUCACCAAAAUAGCCCAUAACACCUUCAGCGGAUCCUCAUCGCUUAGAAGAAUCAGCCUCCACAAUAACGUCAUCUUGGAGAUUGAAGACGGAGCGUUUGAGUUCUUGAAGCAUUUGACUGAACUCGAUUUGUCCAAGAACUCGAUCACGUGCAUCACAGAUUUUAACCUUUGCAAUUUGAAAGUCCUCAAUCUGAGCAAAAACAGCGUGGAGUUCUUCCACAGCACCACAUCGACGGUCUUCUAUAAACUCACUCAUCUUGAUUUGAGUGAAAACAAAAUGCUCUAUUUCCCUCUUCUCCCCAGAAACAACAUGAUUGAACAUAUUGAUGUUUCACGAAACCAUCUUCAGAGCAUCAACGUCACAGGAGGUCUUGAAAAGAAAACACAAGUUUAUUUCCAUUAUCUAAAAUACCUUGAUAUGAGUUACAACCAACUCAAAAGCAUUCCUGAGUCGUUCUUUCACUGUAUGGGAUUUCUGGAGGUGCUGAAUGUGAGCAAUAACUGCAUCAACUCGUUCUCUAUCACCAACCCAGGCCUCAUGCAGACGGUGAAGAUCAUCAACCUCAGUUUUAACUCUCUGCAGAGCCUGACAUUUGGGGAAAACACUCUGCCGUCGCUGGAAAAACUCUUCUUGCAAGGAAACGACCUCACCACCCUGGAUCAUGGAAUAUUUCAAAGACUACCCAGCAUCAAACACCUUCAUCUACAGCAGAAUGAUCUGGAAAUCUGUUCCUCGGAGAAUGAACCCCAGGAUUGUGUCUCCUUUACUUCCAUACCGACCUUGCAAUUCCUGAAUUUGUCUGAGAACUAUUUAAGGGUUUUGCCUGCGAACGCGUUUGCCAACACCUCGUUGAAGUUACUGGAUUUGUCGCUAAAUCCUGGGCUAGAAAUGGACAAAGACUCCCUCUCUGGUUUGGAGCAUACCCUAAUCCACCUCCUUUUAAAAGAAAACAACAUUUCCAGUUUAAACACAGACUUGUCGUCGCUGAAGAGUCUCAAACACAUCGACUUAUCCACAAACCAGCUGACGAAUAUACCCGUGUGGAGCAAAGACUCGUCCAUAGAGUCGCUGAACCUGCAGAACAAUAACCUCGUGACGCUGAAGUACAGCUCCAUGCUCGCUCUGGAACAUUCCCUAAAAACUCUCUACAUGGGCUCCAACCCUUUGAGCUGCUGCAGCAACCUCGACUUCCUCCAGAUGGUGCAGCGUUCGGCCGUGGUCGUACCGGACAUCGAGACGGUCACCUGCGUUCACGAGGAGUAUUCAGAACCGGUGAACAUUGAGAAGGUGACGCUCGAAAUGUGCCACAUAUCGGGCGUGCAGAACUACGUUAUCCCUGUAGUGGUGAUAGCGUUGGUUCUGUUGAUCGCGAUGGCGUUGUUGGUUCGAUAUUGCCAGGCGAGAAAACGAAAGCACAUCCGAACCUUUACCGCCUAAUGAAGGAAUAUAUGUUUGGGACUCUGUUGGUGGUUUUUAAUGAAGAGACAGUAGAAACACUUGAAUGUAUCUGCCCAAAGUCUUCUGAAGGGACAAUUUAAAGACUUGAUUUGGGUUCAUCACCACCAUCUUUGCCACUAAAGUGAAGGAUUUGAGUCGGGACACACAUGAAGGAACCACGAUGUCUGGACACCUGUCAAUCAAGACAACUUGUGAUAUUAUAGAGAGGGGAAGACCCGCCCCUUACAUUGGAUCACCAUGGGACCUUAUUUCGGAAAGAUAUAUGUACGCUAAAAGCCAGAGAAAAAAGAUCUUUGCCUCCUGUUUGAGUCCAGGAAUCAUGCUUAUUGGAAAAGAUCAUUUGACAGGUCAAGAAAGUUGCAGUUUGUCAUUUAACUUUAGGUAUUAGACGUAUCUAGAAAGACACAAAUGUUGCGUAAAUGUUGCAAACUACUAUCUCACCGAAAGAUAACGUUAAAUGUUUUCUUAGAACAUAGCUACGUUAGCUCAAAUGUACGGUCAUCGGUAGUUGAAAGCAAUAGACAAUAAUACAUAAAUAAUAACUAAAAACGUCGUAAAUGUUGCACCUUUCUCACCCGCCGGAGUAGCUACUAUAUCUGUGAGUUUUGUACCAGGAUGUAUUCACGCACACUUGCUCCUUUUUCACCAUCCUGAAAAUACAUCACGUAAAAUAACGUUACUUUGCUACAUAGCUAAGCUACAUGGCAAGCUAGCAAGCUAUGUAAACUAAGCAAACUAAGACAACAACAACAACAACGCAACUUUCUUAACUUGCAAAAUGAUCUCUUUUAAUCGACAAACUUUACAUGUUUUUACGAAAUAAAGUCGUAUUGCACCAGAAGAGAUAUUUCUGAAAUGAAGACUACAGGAAAUCUUGGACUUUUAAAGGACUUUUAAACAGCUAGCAUUCCUUGAUCUGAUGUUCAUUUGAGGAACUGCAACUUUAAAGAUUUAUGACUGAAAUUCCCAGUCUGCUUAUCAAGCCACGUGCUAUCUAGUGCAAGUUUAUUGAAUGUGAAAAAAGGAUUUAGACACUACACUUCAACACUGUUCACCGUACCAUGAAAUGCUAAAGCAAUGGGAAUGAUUUGCUUUCUUGUUGAUUUAGAAGAUGUGUAUCUGAGAGGGGAUUUUGUCUGUAAGCUAAAAAUGAAGAAACACAAACACUACAACAGGUUGUGAAACAAAACACUCUUUUCACGUACAAGGAAGUAUGGUUUAAUGAAUAUAUAGUAUGUCACAAAGAGGUUGUAUAAAGCAAUCCAAGCCGUCCCUUCACCCUUUGUGUAGUUUGCACUUUAAAUGUUCUUCUUAUUUGUGUGACUGUAUAUUGUGACUUUUAACACUAAGAAAUAUGUUGUUAUUUGACACCAAGCUGGACAUUUAAAACAUAUUUUAUGUAUUGAUCCCAGGCCUGUGGAAGUACAUCUAUUAAUUUGACAUGGCUAAGCACUGAAAUUAAAAUAACUGUGAUACUUUGAAGUACUAAAUACACAUAAUGUAUAUUUUUAGAUAACAAAUGAAGAUGAAAUCCAGCGCUGUAUGUAGUGGGCUACACUGGGAUCCACUCUUUCAUAACAUUUUAAUUUGCUUGUCGAGUUUAUUUGUCUCAUCCUGUGAUGUAAUGUAAUGUAAGCAAUAUUUUGUAACACAUGAAGGCCAUUUUCUACUCUGUGUGAAACAAUAUGUGUGAUAAAAAACAUUUAAACCUC
This is a messenger RNA of Trematomus bernacchii (emerald rockcod), 3845 nucleotides long. RefSeq names its product leucine rich repeat containing 32 (gene lrrc32). The transcript is spliced from 3 exons. Bases 190 to 2112 code for a protein of 640 amino acids. Gene Ontology annotation, molecular function: protein binding. Lineage: Eukaryota; Metazoa; Chordata; Actinopteri; Perciformes; Nototheniidae. The record is from RefSeq and is a predicted model, not a curated record. Gene Ontology annotation, cellular component: extracellular matrix.